This is a messenger RNA of Colletotrichum costaricense, 717 nucleotides long. RefSeq lists its product as uncharacterized. The record is from RefSeq and is a predicted model, not a curated record. The transcript has a single exon. Lineage: Eukaryota; Fungi; Ascomycota; Sordariomycetes; Glomerellales; Glomerellaceae. The coding region runs from base 1 to 717 and encodes 238 amino acids.
AUGGUCAAGGCCUUCCUAGUUUCGAAACGCGAUAAAAGGGGCUUCUUUCAAUCAAUACUCCUAGAACAGGCUACUAUUUGGGGUUACUGCUAUAAAAGAGAGGAAGCCAACGUCCAACAAGGCUUUGAAUGUAGGGUGUCAAGCGAAGGGGAUUUGCUAGUGAAGACGACUACGAGACUCUUUGCUUGCCGCGACCCAAACCAGACGAAGGAUAAAGUUCGAUUCGCCGUUGGAAUUCUCAAACGAGCCGAGCUUACAACAUGCUGCAAACACGUUGACUGGAUAGACACAUACCCCUUCAUAUUCGACUACGAUGGACUCCUUGCCGAUCAGAGCAAACUUCACGCAUACCGCGCUUCGAAAGGGUACGGAUACGAUCCGGCGAAGAAAAUUCGCGACAUUUGGAACCCAGCCGUCAAGCCGCGAUAUGGACCCAAAAACCACAUAUCGAUCACGCACUGCGAGUCUUGUUAUACGAAUUACGAGUACGAAUGGAAGGACACCGAGGACGGAAGUCGCAUCGUUUUUCUCAUCUCGUACAAAAAUCUAGGCAAGGGCAUGGAUACGAAUGAUCCCAAGUGGUCAUCGCAUUUCCACGACCAUGUCCCUGAUGCAAAAGCCGAGCCUCGCAACUCCCACUACGACGGGUUCACUCGGUGGCCUAACUAUCAUUGGCAGGAGAAUGCUGAUGAGGCACCGUGGGACCCAGAUUAUUAG